Lactuca saligna is the source of this 2950-nucleotide messenger RNA. The record is from the annotation of a GenBank genome assembly. Lineage: Eukaryota; Viridiplantae; Streptophyta; Magnoliopsida; Asterales; Asteraceae.
GGUUUACCCAAAACACUUGCGCGGUCUUUUUGAACAAACAUAUUUUAUACUCUCCCCUCAGCUAUAUAUAUCUCCUUUCAUAAACAGAAAUUUUGAAUUCUCCAACUCCAAACAUCUGCACUAAUCAUCUCGCAAAACCCUAAUCAUCUACUUCCGGAAUAGAAAUGGAGGGUAAUGCGAACGAAGAUCUAAUCAUACCAUUUCUGCAACAAUCUAAUGGAGAAACAGUCAAAGAAGCCAUGAAAGUUGCAGGUUUUCAAAUCGCUGAGUUUCUAGAGCAAGACAUAGCAGUAUGCCGACUUAAAAUCAAGGGAAUGUCAUGCACAAGUUGUUCUGAAUCGAUUGAAUCCUCUCUUUUAAUCGUUGAAGGAGUAAAAAAAGCAGUUGUGGGUUUAGCUCUUGAAGAAGCAAAGAUAAACUACGAUCCAAACAUCACCAACACAAAUCAAAUCAUUGAAGCAGUUGUAGAUGCAGGAUUUGAAGCCGAUCUUAUAGGACCUGAAAUUGAUGCAAAUAAAGUUCAUAUAAAACUCGAAGAAGAAUGCAGAUUGAUUAUUGGUUAUGAUCCAAAUUUCACUGGUCCAAGGUCAAUUAUGUCAUUCAUAUCGGCUAAUUAUCAAGCAAGCUUAUAUAUUCCUGAAAGAAAACGUGAUACAGAAAGAAACCAUGAAAUUAAAGUUUACAGAAAUCUGUUUUUCUGGAGUUGCUUUUUUUCGAUUCCUGUUUUUAUCUUCUCUAUGGUGCUUCCGAUGAUUCCACCAUAUGGGAAUUGGUUGAGUUACAAGAUUCAUAACAUGCUUACGAUUGGAAUGGUUUUAAGAUGGAUCUUAUGUACACCUGUCCAGUUCUUCAUUGGUCGAAGGUUUUAUGUGGGAUCUUAUCACGCAUUAAGACGAAAAUCGGCUAACAUGGAUGUUCUUGUUGCACUUGGGACAAAUGCUGCGUACUUUUAUUCUAUAUACACAAUAAUAAAAGCACUCUUUUCAGACAAAUUUGAAGGACAAGAUUUCUUUGAAACAAGUACCAUGUUAAUAUCAUUUAUUCUUCUAGGUAAAUACUUAGAAUCCACCGCGAAAGGAAAAACAUCAGCCGCUUUAGCUAAAUUGACCGAUUUAGCCCCAGAUACCGCUUGGUUAUUGACAAUGAACAAUGAGGGAAACAUUCUUUCGGAAACAGAAAUUAACACGCGGUUGAUUGAAAGAAAUGAUGUUUUGAAGAUUUUUCCUGGGUCGAAGUUUCCCGUUGAUGGUAUUGUGAUUAAUGGUCAAGGGUAUGUGAAUGAAAGUAUGAUCACCGGAGAAGCAAUCCCGGUAGUUAAAAAUCCAGGCGAUCGGGUUAUCGGUGGCACUGUGAAUGAAAACGGAUGCUUGUUAAUAAUGGCAACUCAUGUUGGUUCCGAGACUGCACUUUCACAAAUUGUUCAGAUAGUAGAAGCCGCGCAACUUGCUCGAGCUCCCGUACAAAAACUAGCUGAUCAAAUAUCAAAGUUUUUUGUACCGGCAGUGGUUUUGGUAGCUGUUGUGACAUGGAUGGGGUGGUUUAUUCCGGGAGUGGCUGGAAUUUAUCCUAAAAGUUGGAUACCAAAAGCUAUGGACGAGUUCGAGCUCGCAUUACAAUUUGGGAUAUCGGUUCUUGUUGUAGCAUGCCCGUGUGCUUUAGGGUUAGCUACUCCUACCGCUGUUAUGGUUGCGACUGGUAAAGGCGCAUCCCAAGGAGUACUUAUCAAGGGCGGAAAUGCAUUAGAAAAAACCCACAAGGUUAACACGGUGGUAUUCGAUAAAACGGGAACAUUAACAAUUGGAAAGCCGGAAGUUGUUAGCGCAGUACUUUUUUCCAGAAUCUCAAUGGAGGAGUUUUGUAACACAGCAAUUGCCGUAGAGGCAAAUAGUGAACACCCGAUAGCAAAAGCAGUAGUGAAACACGCCAAAAACAGAUUACAAAAUCACAAAUCUCAAACUACCAACAGUGCAGUGGUGAAGGACUUCGAGGUGCAUCCCGGCGCCGGAGUUGGUUGCAAAGUCGGAUCCAAAACAGUUUUAGUCGGAAACAAGAAGCUCAUGAGAUCCUUCAAUGUUUCCCUCAGCUCUGAGGUCGAAACCUAUUUCUCCGACAACGAAAACCUAGCUCGCACCUGUGUGCUCCUCGCAAUCGACGGAAAAGUCGUCGGCGCUGUUGCAGUCACAGAUCCGGUGAAACCCGAGGCGGCACGUGUUGUAUCCUUUUUACGAUCGAUGAGUAUCAGAAGCAUAAUGGUCACCGGUGAUAACUGGUCAACAGCAACCGCCAUAGCCAAGGAGGUCGGAAUAGAAAAUGUGUUUGCGGAAACAGAUCCGUUGGGGAAAGCCGAUAGAAUCAAAGACUUACAGGCGAAAGGGAUGGUCGUUGCAAUGGUCGGAGAUGGGAUCAACGAUUCGCCGGCGCUCGUUGCAGCGGACGUCGGAAUGGCGAUUGGUGCCGGAACAGAUGUGGCGAUUGAGGCGGCGGAUAUUGUGUUGAUUAAGAGUAACUUAGAGGAUGUGAUUACAGCGAUUGAUUUGUCUAAAAGGACGAUUUCGAGAAUCCGGCUUAAUUAUGUGUGGGCGCUUGGGUAUAAUGUUCUUGGUGUGCCGGUGGCGGCUGGGAUUUUGUUUCCGUUCAUCGGAAUUAGGUUACCGCCGUGGUUGGCCGGAGCUUGUAUGGCUGCUUCUUCUGUGAGUGUGGUUUGUUCUUCGUUGUUGUUGCAAACGUAUAAGAAGCCGUUUGCAUCCACGAGAUGAUAAACUGUUUGCAUGUGUGAUAAAUGAAAAUGAAAAGAUUUUUCAAUAAAAGUAAUUUCAAGUUUAGUUGGUUCAAGAAAUAUACUACAAGCUUUCUUCCAUGAAAUAUACUAAAAUAAAUGUGGCAUGAGUGCAUGACACAUAGCUGCUGAAGUGAUAAUUUUACAAGUUUAACAAUCAGAAAUCAAAUGUGG